Messenger RNA from Phialemonium atrogriseum, 1836 nucleotides. RefSeq lists its product as uncharacterized. The record is from RefSeq and is a predicted model, not a curated record. The coding region runs from base 253 to 1563 and encodes 436 amino acids. The transcript is spliced from 3 exons. Gene Ontology annotation, biological process: polyketide metabolic process. Lineage: Eukaryota; Fungi; Ascomycota; Sordariomycetes; Cephalothecales; Cephalothecaceae.
AUCUAGAACCACACUCACAAUUGGCUGGGUGUAGCUCCGACGUCUGGCACACCAAUCCUGUGGUUGGAUGGAUCUUGUCUGAUUUCCAUGUCCUGGUCACCAAAAACUGAUGUCAUGCAAACCCCCAACCCUGUGUCCCGUUAGAUAUAAAAACAUCCCAUGACGUGACGUCUUUUCCCUCAAGACUUCUUAAUCGAAUUAUUCGGCGGAUUUGUCUCGUCGGAUUUGUUCAACAAUCAUAAUCUAUUAGAAAUGAAUAUCGAUAUCCCAAAUCUAGUCAAGAGCGCCGUCCCCGAGUCGGAAGGGAAGAAUGUCCAGAUCAUCUCGAACCACAGCACCAAUUACCGAGAUCCCAACUUUCUUUCAAAAGACUUUCCGCGGUCGGCACCCAAGUUGUACCUGACCGCGGAGGAUGAUGAAUUCGAUGCGUUGACCAUCGCCGAAUGGCGAGAGGAGGGCUUCGAUGUCGAAUAUAUCCCAAUGGGAGACGACAGGGAUGAGUAUCGGCGCAAGAUUCGAGACUUGAGCAGGAAGAAGAUGGCGCCUUGUGAAACUUUUGGGAUCAUCGCAUACGGCGACGCAGCGGGCCUCUGCCUCGAGCACUACCACAUCUUGGACAAUAACCCAGAGUUUAAGCUUGGCCUGCUCAUCGCCUACUACCCGACGGCGAUCCCAGACCCGCAAGGCCACUUCCCCAGCAGCAUCAAGGUCCUCGUACAUCUCGCCGCCGACGAGGAGGUCGGCGUCAUCACACAGUCCCAGAUGGUCGGCAUUCAGGGCAAGCGGCGCGUGAGACGCAAGAACUUCGGCAGUGGCAUCGGCACCGGGGGUACGCUGCGCCUUGCGUACCCGAGUUAUACGUACGAUGCCGAUGUGGGAUUUGCGGAACACGACUUGGACGAAUACGACAGGGUCUGCGCCGAGAUGGCGUGGACUCGGAGUUUGGAAAUGGCAAGGAAGGCGUUUGGGAAAGAUGCUGACUUGGGGCUUGCUGUGGAGGAGAAUGUAGAAGCAAAAUUCUUUAAUCGCAACGUCAAGGAAACCAUGGCAACUUUCACAACACACCAAAGUCCCCAUGUCACCCACAUCCCGACUCUAACAGGGGGCAUCGGGGCCGCCGAGCUUCAAAGGUUCUACUCGCAGUUUUUCGACAACCCACCGUCGAUGAGAAUAACCUUGUUGUCUCGAACCAUUGGGACUGAUCGCGUCGUCGACGAGAUGCACGUCCGGUUUAAGCAUACACAUGAAAUGCCAUGGAUUCUCCCCGGAGUCCCGCCCACAAACAAGAAGGUCGAGGUGCUGGUAGUCAGCAUCGUUACGAUCAGGGGAGGGAAGAUCUGCCAUGAACAUGUGUACUGGGAUCAAGCAAGUGUUUUACUUCAGAUUGGAUUGCUAGAGCCCAAGUUGGGGCCCGUGGUUUCGGGGAAAACCGGUGUUGAGAGGUUGCCAGUUGUCGGAAAGGAGGCAGCGAGAAGAGUGCUGAGAUGCUGGGACUCUGAAGAGGAAGGAGAGGCAGAUAACGAUUUAAUCCCGCAUUGGGAUGGUGCCGCUAGUAAUCAGUGAUGAGAAGAAGGGCUAGCCUGGAUGACCACCCCGUGCAGGUGGCUGUACUGAAUAUCUGGUCGGAGAUAUCUGUCUCUUCAUUGAUGCACUGGACGGGCACGACAGUCAUCACAGGGUUUCACAUAUCCGCGCGUUGUUCUGUAUUGAAGAGUUUAGCAAGAAUCCGGUCGUUCAAGGUCUGAAUAUCCUUAGCAUCCCGACUGGAGAAUAUUAUAUUCCGAUAAUGAUUUGAAGAGUUGCUGGUCUAAUAUAGCGCAGCUGUCUUGCCAUGCG